This is a messenger RNA of Drosophila willistoni, 770 nucleotides long. It is a transcript of the gene Bacc, whose product is annotated as bacchus. The record is from RefSeq and is a predicted model, not a curated record. The transcript is spliced from 3 exons. The coding region runs from base 277 to 747 and encodes 156 amino acids. Lineage: Eukaryota; Metazoa; Arthropoda; Insecta; Diptera; Drosophilidae.
CGAGAAAUUCAUUCAGUGUGUUUGUGUGCUUCGUGCGGUGCGGUUCUCGUUCUCGUCUUUUCCUCCGAGUAAUUUUGCGCUAAUUUUUGUCAACAAUCAACCCAAAUAGAUACCACAGCAAUCAAAAGAGAAGGAAAACAAAAAGAAAAAGGAAACGAAGUAUACACACUUCCUUUUCCCCCAAAUAAUAACACACAAUAUAUAACCAUUAAGCGUUAUAUAAUAUUAAAGAAAUAAGUUAAACAAAAACCAACAAACAAGUUCAACAUUAACAAAAUGUCUGCAGCGACAGAACAACAGAAUAACGGUGAUGUUGCCGUCGAGAAGGUUUCCGCUGCCAGCGAUGAUGUUGCAGCAGUGAAGGAGGAUCUCAAAUCGAAAGCCGCGGCCGAGGAUAAGGCAGCAGCGGCCGAUGCUGCCGGUGGUGAUGCGGCUGCCGAUAAUGGCACGGCAAAGGAUGGCGAGGAUAAAGCUGACGCUAGUGCUGCCGCCGCCCCCGCUAAGGAAACAGUGAAAGGCACAAAACGGCCGUCCGAUGCUAAAUCCCCCGAAUCAAAGAAAGCCAAGAAGGCAGCCGAUGGCGGCGAUUCCGAUGAUGAAGAGGAUAUAGAGGAAAUCAUUGAGGGUGACAGUGACAUUGAAAGUGACGAAUACGAUAUACCCUAUGAUGGUGAGGAGGAUGAUAUUGAAUGUGAUGAUGACGAUGAUGAUAAUGACGAUGGUUCCGGCUCGGACGAUCAGGCGUAAUAAUAAUGUAGUCAAAGAUACAA